AUGAAGUGUGAUAUGGAAACAUUAGCGUCGAAAAUUAGAUAGAAAAUAAAAGGGGAUGAUUUAAUUUUUUGCAAAGACGGAGUAGUGAUUUGACAGUCGAAUGCUAAUUAAGUUAUCCUUCAAAUGUAACCGGUGCACGAACAGCGCUCAACUUUUUGUGCUGGAACGACGUGCCACGCAUAUCGAGAAUUUUUUGUCCCAAAAUUGCAAUUUUCUCAGUUUAAAUAAAUAAUUAAAUGUAUUUAUUAAAUAUAUUAUUAAAAAUAUAUUAAUAAAUAUUUCAUACGAUAUAUUAAAUAUAUAAUAUAUAUUAUAAAUAUAUUAAUUAAAUAUAUUUAAACAUAAUCCAGGCAAAACAAACAAUAAAUUUAUUACUUCUUAGUAAUAAUUUCUAUCCAGUGAUAUAUUAUAUACCGAUGAAUUCCAAAAGAAAGUGACGAAUUAUUGUGCACAAUUUGGUCACUCGUUAUGGUCCGCAAACCAGUUGCCAGCGCAAGAGGUAAAACAAAUAAUAAAUUUUUUACUUCUUAGUAAUAAUUUCUAUCCAGUGAUAUAUUAUACCGAUGAAUUCCAAAAGAAAGCGACGAAUUAUUGCGCACGAUUUGGUCACUCGUUAUGGUCCGCGAACCAGUUGCCAGCGCAAGAAGUUAACUGUAAAGUGAAGAGUUGGCUAGGGCACGAUCAAACUAUGGGAGUCACCCUCGUAUUUAUUAAUCACUUUCAAUCACUGCGUGAUAGGGCAUUCAUUCCAACUUCGGAAGAUGACAGUUUGUUUUCAGAUUUGUCUAAAAUUGAACGAUAA
Messenger RNA from Heterotrigona itama, 802 nucleotides. NCBI's taxonomy places the organism in Eukaryota, Metazoa, Arthropoda, Insecta, Hymenoptera, Apidae. The record is from the annotation of a GenBank genome assembly.